AUGGUUGAUCGAACGGUAGAUGUGAUGAAUUUGGACUUAAAUUUAGGGCUUGAGUCUCCCCUGUCACCCGUGAUAGGCCCGGGAACGGGGCCGUCAUCAGGCGAAUCGGUGAACGUUGUUGGGUGGGAAUCACCUUAUGUUAGGGAGGCUCUUAGGCAGAGAAGUAGGCAUCGUUGGCGUUGGAUCAAUAAUUCAAGAAAUGUUUGUGGAUUUGUGCAGUUGCUGUACAGGAAAUACGGCGGGAACUUCUUUGUAAAUUUGUUGGGCAUGUGGAAAGAGUCUGAAUAUGGUGGUCAAUCAAUCCCAAUUGGUGGACUUGCUUACUAUGUUACUGCCCCAGCCAGCUUGGCAGACAUGGCAGCACAUCCUUUCCAUGCUCUGUUCUAUAUAAUUUUCAUGCUUUCCGCAUGUGCUCUAUUCUCAAAGACAUGGAUUGAGGUUUCUGGAUCAUCUGCUAGGGAUGUGGCUAAGCAACUCAAGGAGCAAGGUAUGGUUAUGCCUGGACACCGUGAUUCAAACUUGCAGAAGGAACUCAACCGUUACAUUCCCACUGCUGCCGCCUUUGGAGGCAUGUGCAUUGGUGCAUUGUCAGUCUUGGCAGAUCUCAUGGGUGCCAUUGGCUUAGGCACUGGAAUUUUACUUGCGGUGACCAUCAUUUAUCAAUACUUUGAGACAUUUGAGAAGGAGAGAGCAAGUGAACUUGGAUUCCUUGGGCUUUGAGCGCCUUGAUCAUGU
Molecule: messenger RNA, 735 nt
Organism: Chenopodium quinoa (quinoa)
Lineage: Eukaryota; Viridiplantae; Streptophyta; Magnoliopsida; Caryophyllales; Amaranthaceae
Product: protein transport protein Sec61 subunit alpha-like
Exons: 4
Coding region: 1-720 (239 amino acids)
Biological process (GO): post-translational protein targeting to membrane, translocation; SRP-dependent cotranslational protein targeting to membrane, translocation
Cellular component (GO): Sec61 translocon complex; membrane
Molecular function (GO): transmembrane protein transporter activity; signal sequence receptor activity; ribosome binding
Source: RefSeq, a predicted model, not a curated record